Molecule: messenger RNA, 1789 nt
Organism: Thalassophryne amazonica
Lineage: Eukaryota; Metazoa; Chordata; Actinopteri; Batrachoidiformes; Batrachoididae
Product: elongation factor 1-alpha
Exons: 8
Coding region: 152-1537 (461 amino acids)
Biological process (GO): translation; translational elongation
Molecular function (GO): GTP binding; translation elongation factor activity; GTPase activity
Source: RefSeq, a predicted model, not a curated record
GACUUUUUUUUCUUUUUUUUUUUUACUGUUUCCGGCGUCGGCGGUGGCUAUAAAAGGUCCGGCCACAAGGGGGAUGCUCUCUUUUUGCUAACCGGUCGUGGAGUAGUAGCUGCUUUGGCUCUCGUCGCCCGUUAACACCGAAACUAAAACAAUGGGAAAGGAGAAGAUCCACAUCAACAUCGUGGUCAUCGGCCAUGUGGACUCCGGUAAAUCUACCUCCACCGGGCACCUGAUCUACAAGUGCGGAGGAAUCGACAAGCGAACCAUCGAGAAGUUCGAGAAAGAAGCUGCUGAGAUGGGCAAGGGUUCCUUCAAGUACGCCUGGGUGCUGGACAAACUGAAGGCUGAGCGUGAACGUGGUAUCACAAUCGACAUUGCUCUGUGGAAGUUUGAGACCAGCAAGUACUAUGUGACAAUCAUUGAUGCUCCUGGACACAGGGACUUCAUCAAGAAUAUGAUCACUGGUACCUCUCAGGCUGACUGUGCUGUGCUGAUUGUGGCUGCUGGUGUUGGUGAGUUUGAGGCUGGUAUAUCCAAGAAUGGACAAACUCGUGAGCACGCCCUGCUGGCUUUCACACUGGGUGUGAAGCAGCUCAUCGUCGGUGUCAAUAAGAUGGACUCGACUGAGCCACCAUACAGCCAGGCCCGUUUCGAGGAGAUCACCAAGGAAGUGAGCAGCUACAUCAAGAAGAUUGGCUACAAUCCAGCUUCUGUUGCCUUUGUGCCCAUCUCUGGUUGGCAUGGUGACAACAUGCUGGAGUCAAGUACCAAUAUGACCUGGUUCAAGGGAUGGAAGGUUGAACGUAAAGAAGGCAAUGCCUCUGGAACCACGCUGCUUGAGGCCUUGGAUUCCAUUUUGCCGCCCGCCCGCCCAACUGACAAGCCCCUCCGUCUACCCCUCCAGGAUGUUUACAAAAUUGGAGGUAUUGGAACUGUACCAGUGGGUCGUGUUGAGACUGGUGUCCUGAAGCCAGGUAUGGUUGUCACGUUCGCACCCCCUAACUUGACCACAGAGGUGAAAUCUGUGGAGAUGCACCAUGAGAGCUUGAGCGAGGCAUGUCCUGGUGACAAUGUCGGCUUCAAUGUCAAGAACGUGUCUGUCAAGGAAAUCCGUCGUGGUUAUGUUGCUGGUGACAGUAAGAAUGAUCCACCAAAGGCAGCAGAAAGUUUCAAUGCCCAGGUCAUCAUCCUGAAUCACCCUGGCCAGAUCAACGCAGGUUAUGCCCCCGUACUGGACUGCCACACUGCCCACAUCGCCUGCAAGUUCAGCGAGUUGAAAGAGAAAAUUGACCGUCGUUCUGGCAAGAAGCUUGAGGACAACCCCAAGUCUGUUAAGAGUGGAGAUGCUGCCAUUGUCAAACUGAUUCCACAGAAGCCUAUGGUGGUCGAGCCCUUCUCAAGCUACCCUCCCCUCGGUCGUUUUGCUGUCCGUGACAUGAGGCAGACUGUGGCUGUUGGUGUCAUCAAGGCUGUUGAGACGAAAGAAGUGGCUGGAAAGACUACAAAGGCUGGGGAGAAAGCCCAGAAGAAGAAAUGAAUUAUGGUGCAGGACAUCCAGGCGGGUGUAUGCCAGCAGCAGUGGGACAUGCCACUUCCCCGUCCCGGUUCAUCUUCAAGGCAGAGUUCACUACUAAAGGACUGGCUUAUGCUGAUUAAAACCCAUCGCAAAAGUUUCCGCAGGAAAAAGAACUAUGGCGCUUUUCAGUUGAGUUUGUUAAAUGGUUUAGAAUCAAAUCUUCACUGUUUAGCCAGAUUUUGGAAUUGAAGGUAAAUAAAUGUCUUGAAAAAU